Cyphomyrmex costatus is the source of this 1581-nucleotide messenger RNA. RefSeq lists its product as uncharacterized. The transcript is spliced from 3 exons. Gene Ontology annotation, molecular function: sequence-specific DNA binding. The coding region runs from base 711 to 1448 and encodes 245 amino acids. NCBI's taxonomy places the organism in Eukaryota, Metazoa, Arthropoda, Insecta, Hymenoptera, Formicidae. The record is from RefSeq and is a predicted model, not a curated record.
UAGUGUAAACGAGAACUAUAGAUUUCUGUAUUCGCUGUGAAUAAUGGAAUAAAUUAAGAUAAUUUUAUAAAAGUUACUUGUUAGUACGCGUAUUAAAUGUUCAAAUGUGCAAAUUAGGUUAGGACAUUGCUAGAACAUAAAUUAGAAAGAGAGAAAAGGUUAUAAACAGAGAGCAGAAGUGAGAUAGAAUACAGUGCCCUGAUUGGUUACGCGCCUCGGCCGCGCAUGCGCACUCCAUUUUAGGCUUCACUAACAUCAAAGGUGCCGACAGAGAGUUGCGCUACUGUAUAUACUGUGCUCGUACAUACCGUUUACCGAAAAUGUUAUUCAGGUUAUUUAUGUGAAAGAUUAUUUAUGUGAGUGGUUCUGUGACAAAUAUUAAGCAAUAUUAGGAAAUAACUUAUCAAGUGGAAUUAUAACAGAAAAGAUAAAGGUAUGUAUGUACGUAGGUUAAAAAUGUGUUAACCUGUACUUCAUCGAACAUACAAGUGUUAUGAAUAAAACUAAAACAUGUGCGUUUUGGAAAAUACGAUUAACAAUCGAGGAUGUUUAGCUUUGUUAAUUUUAUUUGUAGAUAUUGUAAUUGCAAGAAAAGAAUCGAGCGUGCUUGGGUCUACUCGGAACAGACCUCGAGAAACAGAACAAACAAUGCUAAUGUGAACGUUGAAUUAAUUGAUUUCUCUGAUUUCAGGUGACCUCGAGCAAAGACGAUGAGUAAAGUGUGCUAUUUGUGCGACAGGUCGACAAAAAAUGAUAAUUGUUCUAUGCACAGAUUUCCAAAAAAUGAGAACCUUCGGAAGCAAUGGCUGCACGCUUGCAGAUUAUCCAUAAAGGAUGAUGUGCGUAACGUCUAUAUCUGCAGUGAUCACUUUCGAAAUGAUGACUACAGAGACAACAGAGGAUUGUUACGUACAAUGUCUCUGUUAAAGCAAGGAUUGGUACCUUCUAUCAAUAUACCAAACCCAUCAGUAAACAUCGAUGCCAACCAGGUGGAAUUGCAGUCUACGGAGAAUGUAAACAUCUGUCUUAAUGAAUCAUCAAUGAAUGUUAACGCCGAUGUUGGAAUAAUGGAAACACAGAUAGAGGAGAAUACCAAUCCCAUCGUCAAGGAAUUUGAAUCAACAGCUCAGAAUGUUACUGUCAAUGAUUCAAGUCAGAAUGAAGCUACAUUGUACACUCCAAAGAAACGUAAAUGGUUUGAGCCGCGUUUCAUUUCUGAAAUUUUAACUCCUGAUGUCUCGACGCCAAAAAGAGCAAGAAGAAUAAUAGCCUUCGUAAAAGAGACUGAUAAGAAGAAGAGUAAAAUAAUAAAAAAAUUGCAUGAGAGAAAUCGCAAGCUCUCGAAGCGCAUUGCUUCUUUGAAAGAAUUGAUAGCACAUUUAACAAAAGAAAACAUGAUUUCUAAUAAAGCUGGAAAGACAUUCAUGGUAUCGUAUCUAUCGAAAUAAGAGAGAUUGUAAACAUUAAUACGUGUGGGGUGCGAUCGCUCGUAUGUUUUUUGGUUUUAAUAUUUGUUCAUAGGCUACGUUUACACCGUGCAUUUAAUCCACGACCUAUACGAUAGAUGUCUUUAUUUAACCU